Molecule: messenger RNA, 1959 nt
Organism: Manihot esculenta (cassava)
Lineage: Eukaryota; Viridiplantae; Streptophyta; Magnoliopsida; Malpighiales; Euphorbiaceae
Product: GDP-mannose transporter GONST1
Exons: 11
Coding region: 412-1548 (378 amino acids)
Cellular component (GO): Golgi apparatus
Molecular function (GO): antiporter activity; GDP-mannose transmembrane transporter activity
Source: RefSeq, a predicted model, not a curated record
GACUUUUUAAAAAGACAGCAAAAUUUCCUUCCAACUUCCACCUAUCUCCAUCCUUUUUAUUCAAAGUAUAUAGUAGCCCCUGAACUGCUGCGGCCAAAGCGAGUGGCUGCCCACGAUUUUUAUCACUGAUCUCUCACAAUCCGUCUGCUUCUCUCGCUCUGCUCUCAGCCAGCCAACUAUAGCAGCCUCUCUUUCUUCUCCCCUCCACUUCACCCACUUGUGCCUUCACAGAUUCCACUGAAACUGGACACUGGUAGUUUGGUUUGGCUGAAUUGAGUUGAUUUGGGAAAUAAGGCUAUUUGAACAAAAGAAAUGCAUCAGAGAGGACUGUAAUCGGUGUUAAAGGAAACAUAUCCAAAUCAAAUCAGGCUUCGAGCAGCAGAUAUUUUUUGAAGCAUUUUUGAGAAUAUCAUGGAAGACACAAGCAAGGUUGGCCGAAGUGGGGAAAGAGGCCUCAAACUUCAUGAGUUAAAUGGGUUAGUAGACCAGACAACUAGUCCAUUAAGAAAAGAUGUAGUUAACAGGUCAUCUUUUUCAAUGAAGUCUCAUGAAAAUGAUGAAAUUGACUUGGAAGGCGGCAAGUUAGAAAAGGACAGAGACAAAAUGGCACGUAGUAAUAGGGUCUUUAAAAUACAAAAUCAAGCCUUAUUAUCUGGCCUUGCAUAUUGCAUUUCCUCCUGCAGUAUGAUACUAGUGAACAAGCUUGUGCUUUCCAGCUAUGAUUUUAAUGCUGGGAUAUCUUUGAUGCUGUAUCAGAAUCUUAUCUCCGUGAUUAUUGUAUCAGUAUUGAGUUUUCUGGGCAUAAUAUCAACUGAACCACUUACCUGGCGACUGAUUAAGGUCUGGUUGCCUGUGAAUGUUAUAUUUGUUGGAAUGCUGAUUACAAGCAUGUUUAGCUUGAAAUAUAUUAAUGUUGCCAUGGUCACAGUCCUGAAGAAUGUUACUAAUGUGAUAACUGCUCUCGGUGAAAUGUAUCUGUUCAGUAAGCAUCAUGAGAGCAGAGUAUGGGCGGCUCUGUUCUUAAUGAUAAUUUCGGCAAUUUCAGGAGGGAUUACUGAUCUGUCUUUUCAUGCUGUUGGCUAUGCAUGGCAGAUCGUCAAUUGUUUUUUAACUGCAUCUUAUUCUCUGACUCUACGCAGGGUCAUGGAUACAGCAAAGCAAGUCACCAGAUCUGGAAACUUGAACGAGUUUUCAAUGGUUUUGCUAAAUAAUACCCUAUCAGUGCCUUUGGGAAUUAUUCUAAUUUUUGUUUUCAACGAGGUCGAAUAUCUCUCCAGAACACCACUCUUGAGGCUACCUCUCUUCUGGCUGGUAAUAACAUUAAGUGGUUUUUUGGGUCUGGCAAUCAGCUUUACCUCUAUGUGGUUCCUCCAUCAAACCGGCGCUACCACAUACAGCCUUGUGGGAUCACUGAAUAAGAUUCCCCUGUCAAUUGCUGGAAUCCUUCUAUUCAAAGUACCUACGAGUUUGGAGAACUCUGCAAGCAUCUUUUUUGGUUUGCUGGCGGGAGUAUUUUUUGCGCGAGCCAAAAUGCAGCAGAGAUCUUAGUCUCGAAUACCGUGACAUCUAUAUAACUGCAGUACACUUGAUAAAAUUGUCUACUUGGUUGAACUGUCUGUUCACUUGUAUACUUCAUGGCAAUGGCAAAUCAGUUGAGCAGUUCACAUUGAUAUGGACAAAACAUGGAGAUUUUUCUAUCCAUUCAGCCGAAUGCUGAUACAUGCUGAAAACUCCAUGGUUCAGUGAAAAAAGGAUUCUGCCAGUUUUAUUGUAAUGAAAGAAGCUGCCACUUCAAUGUUUAGCCAGUACUUUGUAUGGGCAGCUCAUCUUUUUCUUUUUGUAUUAGGUGUUCUAGUCUUUGAGGAUUCUCCUUGUACUGUUGGUAUUUAUGAUUGAGGUAUGGUCAAGUUUUGUAAAAUUUUAACUAAUUAAUUACUUCUGAUCUUGUAGUUUCUUGGU